AUGCUUAUCGGUGUCAUUAUAGGAAGCACUAGACAGCCUAGGGCCUGCCCGCAAAUCGCUCAAUUCAUCGUAGACACGAUAAGGAGCUCUAAUGAUUAUCGAAGCUUAGCUCAGAAACCGGUACUUAAACUCAUCGAUCUGGCGUCGUGGAAUUUACCGAUGUAUGAUGAGUCCCACGUUCCCUCCCUGAUCGAACACUACAGUGACUACGAUCACGAACACACAAAAUUAUGGAGUCAAGAGGUUCAAAAGUGUGAUGGUUUCAUUUUCGUCACUCCGCAAUAUAACUGGGGUUAUCCAGCGGCACUCAAGAACGCCAUUGAUUACCUUUUCAACGAAUGGAAGGGUAAACCUGCCGUUGUGGCCACCUACGGCGGCCAUGGGGGCAGCAAAUGUAAUGAACAAUUAACUGUGGUUCUUAAUGGAUUGCGCAUGAAACCGACGGAAAGUAAAAUCUUACUCUCCUUUCCGGACAGGGAGACAUUUACUAAGGCCGCUCAAGGCAUUGAUUUAUGUCUCUCCACCUCUUCAACUGAAUGCAUCUGGGAAGCGGAUAAAGUUCAGGUAGAAACUGCUUUCGCGGAGCUUGCAAAACUAUUACUUGAAACCCCGUCUACCAAAUAA
Messenger RNA from Lachancea nothofagi CBS 11611, 624 nucleotides. The record is from the annotation of a GenBank genome assembly. NCBI's taxonomy places the organism in Eukaryota, Fungi, Ascomycota, Saccharomycetes, Saccharomycetales, Saccharomycetaceae.